Molecule: messenger RNA, 1587 nt
Organism: Lottia gigantea (owl limpet)
Lineage: Eukaryota; Metazoa; Mollusca; Gastropoda; Lottiidae
Exons: 8
Coding region: 1-1587 (528 amino acids)
Molecular function (GO): protein binding
Source: RefSeq, a predicted model, not a curated record
AUGCAGGUUAAUGUCUUAGAUCUGCCAGAGGAACUGGUUGAAUAUAUUCUAGGAUUGAUUUCUCCUUAUCAAGACUUGAAAAAUGCUUCUUUGGUGUGUAAACAGUGGAAUCGACUUGUGAAAGGUGUCACAUCGAAGAUCAUUCGAAGUUUUAAUCUGGCAACACAGACAGGAAAGAUAAAAUGGACAGCUAUAAAGGUGGACGCUGGUCAGACCAUAUCCAAACGAUAUUCACAUUGUGCUUGUUAUUUUGAUAAAUCAUUGUACGUGUGUAGUGGUUGUACUGUUACUAAUACAACAUUUAAUGAUAUCUGGAGGUUUGAUCUGACAACAAGACAAUGGGUUAGACCAUUAGCAGUAGGAGCCUAUCCCUCUCCUAAAGGUUGUGCCUCUAUGGUUGUAUAUAAAGAUAAUUUAGUUUUAUAUGGUGGAUGGAGUCACCCUACUCCUUAUCCUUUACACCAGACAUCCAAAUUUUUCUCUGAGCUAGAUAUGUUCAACCCAGAAACUAAUCGUUGGACUCAUGUCUGCUGUAUGUCCCCAACUCCUCCACCCAUGGCAGGACAUUCUGCUUCUAUUAUUGGAGAUUAUAUGGUUGUCUUUGGUGGCUCAAUGGCACCUGGAGUAGGAAGUAAUGAUGUUUAUAUAUUUGAUUUUAUCGAGUGUGUUUGGCGCAAGGAAGUUACAAUUGGUGCCAAACCCAGUCCAAGAUAUGGUCAAUCUCAGGUUACAUUAGACAACAAUCAUAUAUUGAUCUUAGGAGGAUGUGGAGGAGCUAAUCAGAUAUUAUCAGAUGUAUGGUUAUUAAUACUUAAUGAAGAUCAAGCUAAAUGGCAAGAGAUCAAGUUGGAAAAUACAGAGUAUGCUGCCCCUCAACUCUGGUGUCAUCCAGCAUGUAUGGUUGAUAAGUGUAUGGUAGUGAUAAGCAAAUCUGCAAAACCUUCUACUCCUCCUUCACCAAAACCCUUACCACAUCGACCAGUAGUACCUCCUAGACCCCACUACUAUAAUCCAUUACUUCAUGAACCAGCACCAUCACAUCCUCCUCGCUUCCAAGAACCUGAUGACAGUUCUAGUGAUGACAGCGCUUCAGAGGAUGUAAAUCUCAAUGUCAGCAAUGAUGGAUUUGUCCAUCCAAGAGAAGUGAGCUCUUUAGGAACAGCAAGUGUACGAGGUGGAUUACCAUCAGUAAAACCCAAUGCUAUGUCAAACAGACAAAAACAGUUAGACACUUUACGAAAAUAUGAAGAGCGCUUCAGAGCAUCGACAACAAAACCAAGUCCAAAACUGGAGGCUCAAGAGACUCCUCGUGAAACUCGUGUAUCACCUAUGUUUCUUCACGUGUUAGAUAUUCAAAAUGUGAUAUCUUCAGUAACAGCCACUUGGAAACCAUAUCAUGAAGUAGUUACCACAGAUACACCAGAAGAGACUGUGUUCUUUAGUUUAGUUCAAGGCCGUGGGGAACUGAUCAUGUUUGGAGGAAUUGAGAAAGACAUUAGUUCCAUGCAGAGAGGCAAAACAAUAGAGUCUCUGUCAGUUAGUAAUACUGUUCACAUAGUAAGUGCCAGUGAUUUCAAAUUGGGAUAA